AUGGUUUAUUUUAGAGUAACAGUAUCAGUCGGCGCUGAGUACAAUGCUGGCGGAGAUCCAGAGAAGAAACAAUACGUGUUUAGUCUAAAACGAAGAAAUUAUCGAAGCAGAAAUCCUCAACAACGUCAUACAGAUCCAAAAGAACAUACAUACCCUCCAAAGUCAAAUGGAUUUUAUUUGACAAAAGAAAUUCAUUCAUGGUCCGAGGAUGACGUUAUGAAUUUUAUGAAUGAUAAUAAAUUAUAUCCAAUGACAAAACUUUGUCGCAAUAUGAAUGGUACAAAAUUGUAUGAAUUAUACAGAGAUAGUGAUCAAAAUUCCGUGGUAGCACACAAUUUAUUAAAAGAGGAUUUAAAAGGAGUAUAUGGCAUUGAUCUACUCCCGCGGUACACGUAUUUAAGUUUUAUUGGUGAAUUAAGAGAACAUCUGAGACGACGAAAUAGAACAAUACAAACUGACAUUGUCGACAAAAUAUGA
Messenger RNA from Didymodactylos carnosus, 477 nucleotides. The record is from the annotation of a GenBank genome assembly. Lineage: Eukaryota; Metazoa; Rotifera; Eurotatoria; Philodinida; Philodinidae.